AUGACAAUCAGAAAAAAGAAAGUACGAAAACAAAACCACAAAAUGGCAGAAACUGCAGAAGUAUCCACAUCAAGUCCCACUGAACUGUUGGCUGCUGGCCGCAGACAUCUUGCCGUGAGAGACUUCAAUGUUGCUGCUAGUACAUUAGCGAAAGCUUGUGAAGCACUAGCAAACGAGCACGGAGAUACUGCGGACCAGUGUGCUGAAGCAUACUUAUGGUAUGGUAAAGCACUACUUGGUUUGUCCAGAGAGGAAAGUGGGGUUCUUGGUGAUGGUAUGCCAGGCAGUGGCAAUGCUGACGAGGAAGAAGAAAAUGAAGUAGAACAAGAAGACAAUGCAGAUGAACAAAGCGCAGAAAAAAUGGAGGGUUCACCACCAGCUAAAGCACAGACAGAGAAUAAAGAGGUAGAGAAGAGUGAAGCUCAAUCCACCACCAAAGAAGAUGAACCUGGUAGCAGCACUAAUGCUGAAGUUGCAGAGGUGCCUGUUACCACAAAUGUUGAUUCAAAUGACGAUGAGUCUCCUGAGACCUUGGAAAAUGAAGAUGAUGUUGAUAAUUUGCAACUCGCCUGGGAAAUGCUUGACCUGUCGCGCAGCAUCCUGUACCGGCGCGUGUCGCGCGCGCCCAGCAGCGCCGCGCGCGCGCUCCUGGCCGAGGUGCUCCUCGCGCUGGGAGAGGUCGCGCUCGAGAGCGAGACCUACGACAAGGCCGUCAGCGACAUGCAAAGCUGCUUGGAUAUUCAGAAAGAAUUGUAUCGCAGCGAUGACAGGCGUAUCGCCGAAACUCACUAUCAAAUUGGCUUGGCGAAUUCCCUCGCUUCCAACUUCGAGGACGCCAUCACGCAUUUCAAAAACGCAGCGAACAUUCUAGAGACACGCAUCAAGACGCUAGAGAAUCCUACUUCUGUCUCUGAAGACGCUACCGUCAAGAAAUAUACCACUGCAGACCCGUUCUAUUCCGUCGAAGGAGAAAUCAAGGAGUUAAAAGAACUGCUACCUGAAAUACAAGAGAAGAUUCAGGAUAUGAUGGAUUAUAAGGCAGAGACCAUAAAGCGAGUUCGUGAAAGCUUGUGCUCUACCAACGGAUCCGGACCCAGUGGAGAAGGUUCGUCCACCAGCGCUGCCGCAGCUAGUUCCAGCUCUUCAGAACCUAAACCUGCGGCAUCUGACAUCUCUCACCUGAUCAAAAGAAAAAGAAAAUCGAGCGAUGGAGACGCAGACUCAUCAGCAGCUAAAAGAGCUAAUACGUGA
Messenger RNA from Arctia plantaginis, 1251 nucleotides. The record is from the annotation of a GenBank genome assembly. NCBI's taxonomy places the organism in Eukaryota, Metazoa, Arthropoda, Insecta, Lepidoptera, Erebidae.